GACAAAUGUUCGCGUGAAUCGUCAGUGCGAUCGUCGUCAACAUCUCGCGCAAUGUUUCGCUCCGCGAAGUAAAACACGAAGUCAAUUUAUCGCAAUUUCAAACAGAUAAAAAGGUGUAUUUGUUCAGAUAAUUUCAGAAACAAUUAAAAACUUAAGUGCCUGCUGCCUACUUAAGAGCUAAAAGCAAUUGUGAAUCAACGAUAAACACUCGACAAACUUCAAGUUGCGCGUCAAAUCAGAUGUAGCAAUUAUUUUCAUCUUCACUUGAUAUCUUUCAACAUAAAUAUUUGUUUAGAAAGUCAUUAAGACAUUAAUCAAGUGAAUUAUCAGCAAUUGAUCGAGCAACUAUUGCUUUUUUCGAGCAACUAUUGCUUUUUUCGUGCCAUUUUAUAAUCGCCACAUCAUUUUGGCGAUUUUCUAUUGAAAAAUGGGGAAAGUGUGGAUCUUGUUCAUCCUGAUGGUCAUAACUGUCUAUUCGUCGGUGGAUGGUAAAAUACUCACGCAGUGCGAGCUUGUAAAAGAGUUGGAGCGAAGUAAAAUCAGUAGGAGCUUAUUUAGCAAUUGGGUCUGUCUGGUACAAAGCGAAAGUAGGAUGGAUACACGACUGGUGACUGGACCAAAGACAGCGUCCAGCUACUCCUACGGUAUCUUACAGAUUAACAGCGCCAAGUGGUGCACCAGAGGACGUAAAGGUGGCAUUUGCAACAAACGCUGCGAGGAUUUCCUGCAUGAUAAUAUACAGGAAGACAUUGAGUGCGCUAAAAUAAUUGUCAACCGAGACGGAUUCAAAGCGUGGGACGGAUGGACAAAGAAAUGCAAGAACAAAGCACUGCCUAUCAUUGGUAAUUGCAGAAGAAGAAGGAUGGUGAUCAAGCCCGAGUCUGAUCCUGUGAUUGUGUAAUUUCUAUUUGAUGAUUCGCGACGAAGCUCGAUUUUGUUUUAGAUCAGAAGUUUGACUCUUUCCGUGAAAAAUUUUGCAUCCUGGUAAUUUUUACAUCAAAAUUCAGCUAAAACUGUGUAAUCAAUUUUACUCGAUUUUACUUUCAAUGUUUUAAAUUGAUUUUUAUAAUUAUACUAGUAACAAAUAUCGUAUCUGGUAAACGAAAAAUAUAAAUAUAAAUCUCGAUUGGAUUUAAGCCAGUUAUGACGCAACAUUACAUUAUGAUUACCUUAAGUUUUCGUUGCACGAUUUGGCACGCGACUUUACGCAGUCAUUAGAGAUUAUUAGUCAUUAGAAAUUAUAGAGUCAUUUAGAAAUUGCGACAACUGUCACAAAACCGUACGUGAUGAGAUUUUGCCAAUAUUUUCCCGGUUUUAUGUUUUUUCCUUAUGCUAUGUAUACAACAUUUCAGAAGGAUGCUUUUUUCUUAAUUCGCGUCAUGUUUACAAAAUUCAAAAAUAAAGUAGAUUAAUUUUUUGUAUAAAUUAGAGCUAGUCUGUUUGCCAGAGCUGCGAAAUAUAAUUUUAAAAAUUCUAUAGAACAGAAUAAUGUAAGAAUACUAUAAUUUAAGCCAGUGUAAUCAUUUUGUGCCAUAAAAAUUAUUUCUAGGUAAAUAACAUAAGCUUUAUAUACAUCAUAAAUAUCUAAAAAAUCUUGCAAAAACAUUUAGAAGUCUUCUAAUCUUUGAAGGCUUAAGUACGUUAUUAAAUAUGUUAAAUAUCUUUUAUAUAUUUUUAAUUUGUAUAU
Molecule: messenger RNA, 1687 nt
Organism: Linepithema humile (Argentine ant)
Lineage: Eukaryota; Metazoa; Arthropoda; Insecta; Hymenoptera; Formicidae
Product: lysozyme-like
Molecular function (GO): lysozyme activity
Source: RefSeq, a predicted model, not a curated record